This is a messenger RNA of Sceloporus undulatus (fence lizard), 2892 nucleotides long. It is a transcript of the gene SERGEF, whose product is annotated as secretion regulating guanine nucleotide exchange factor. NCBI's taxonomy places the organism in Eukaryota, Metazoa, Chordata, Lepidosauria, Squamata, Phrynosomatidae. The transcript is spliced from 11 exons. Bases 23 to 1276 code for a protein of 417 amino acids. The record is from RefSeq and is a predicted model, not a curated record.
CUCUUCCUGCUCUGUGGCUCCCAUGGAGGCUGCACCGCCGGCGGCGGCGGCAGCGGCAGAGGCGCUGCUGAUGGCCUGGGGAGCAAACAGUUAUGGCCAGCUUGGUCUUGGUCAUAGGGAAGAUGUAUUUCUGCCUCAGGCCCUACAGGGAUUUCUCUGUAAUCAGGAAAACAUCAAAAACAUUACCGGUGGAGGUGGACAUUCUGCAAUUCUUACUGAUACUGGCAAACUCUUCUUAUGUGGCCAAAAUAAAGAUGGGCAGUUGGGACUUGGCCAUACUGAAGAUGUGACACACUUUACAUUAUGCACUUUCCUAUGUGAUUGUCCUGUCAUGCAAGUUGCCUGUGGUUGGGAUUUUACAAUUGUACUUGCAGGAGGUGGGCAGGUGUUUUCAUGUGGAUCUAAUUCAUUUGGACAAUUGGGACAUUCUUUGACUUCUGGAGGAGGCACUGUUCCAGAGAGGAUUGAGUCUUUACAGGACAGAGUGAUAACUGUGGCUGCUGGACUGAGGCAUGCACUUGCUGUCACUGAAAAUGGUUCAGUGUUCCAGUGGGGAAUUGGUAUGGCAUCUCAAGCGAAGCGGAUGUGUCAAGGAAAAAUGGUUCCAUCCUUCCUGAGGGCAAAAGAACCCUGCAAAGUAACAGGUCUGGAAGAUACCAGGGUAAAGAGUGUCACAUCUGGCUCAUCUCAUGCCUCCGCACUCACAGAUGAAGGGGAGUUAUAUGUUUGGGGAAGCAACAAACACAGACAGUUAGUGAGCAAAGAUGAUUUUCUUUUGAAACCUCAGAAGAUAGAAGCUCAUUAUUUUGAGGGUGAAAAAGUCAGCAGAGUGUGGAAUGGAUGGACUCAUAUGGUGACACAAACAGAGACAGGGAAGGUCUUUACAUGGGGCAGAGGAGACUACGGUCAGCUUGGAAGAAGUGAGCUGCCAUAUGGACAACUGGGCCAAGAUGAACACAGUUUGAAAGAACCUCUCCAUUCUCCUGCUAUAGUACCUGUCCUCACUGGAGCAUCACAGCAAACCAACAUCUGCUUGACCAUGGGUGGCCACUUUCUCAAAGGCAGGAGUCUGUUGAGGAGCAUGUUUGUACAAGGUGGCCAGUGUUUUUCCUGGGGAUGGAAUGAACACGGGAUGUGCGGCAAUGGAACAGAAGUAAAUGUUUGUCCUCCUCAGCCUCUGGAAGUUCUCAGUUCAGCAAAGUCACUUUUCAUUGGAUGUGGAGCUGGACAUUCCAUGGCCUUUUGCCACUUGGCAGACUUAAACCUUUUGCAAUAGAAGUGUCAGCACAAUUUUGAAUUUUAUAAAGUUUGUGCACUUUAAUAAAAGAUGUAAAACAGUUACGUGAAAAUUAUGGGCAAAAUGGUUGCUAGUUUCAGAGCAAACCAAAAUAAUGCUUUUUUAAAAAAAACAACAACAAAGUUUCUAGAGUAAAACCAUUGAUGGUGGAAGCAGGGCCAGUCCAGCCUAAGUUGGUCAUGGUAAGUCAUGGUUUCCAUUGAAAGCAAUGGAAUGGGACUUGGAUUCAGCUAACUGGAUUCCUAGUGAUUUCAGUGGGAGAUACAUGCCUAACUUUUUGAAAGGUUGGACUACUUUUUGAAUUAGCUAGUGAAUUUUGGGAGUUAACAGACAAAAAAUUAACAACCUCUGAACUUUUGCUAGCUUGUAUUCAUUUCUCUGCCUAAUAAAAGCAAGGAGAGGUACUCCUUGUCUGUUGGAAAAGCAUUUUGAUUUGAUAAAAUGAAGCUUCAAUGGUUUUUUUUUUACUAAUGUAGGGCAGUGCACAGAUAAUACAACUUUUGUGAAAGUUGACACAUCAGAACAAUGGGGAUUUUUAAUGGGGCUAUACUGAUUCAGCAUAUUUAAGGCAAUCAGAUUUGUAUUGUAUAGGAAAAUGUAGAUCUAUAGGUUCUAUUGCUCUUGGGGCUCUCUAGGUUUUAUCUCUUGAUCUGCUUUGCAUUUUAGUCAUUGUUAACUGCGUGCCUAUGUGUAUCACUGUGACAGACAUCGAUAUUAUAUUUGAAAGAGUCACUUGAAUUGUUCCCGAGUCUCACUGAGGCUCCAAAUGGGCCCUGGAGAUGUUCUUCUGCUUUCACAAGCCAGUAGCUUUUGUAGUUCUCAGUUGAAUUUCAUCUGGGAUUGAAUUAAAUAUAGAUUUACUAUGCAGUAGGAAGGGGAGUGAACUUGAAGCCCCCUUUCCAUUGCAUAACUUCAAACCAGGAUUUGAAAAGCAAUAAAUAUCAAGCAAACUUUAUUCUUCUAGGACUUCAUUCUCACUUGUGCUAUUUGCCAAGUUUUCUGUAAUAUAAGUCAGAAGAAGGCAGUUUCAUGCACACAUGAAUAUCUCACUGCACGCAUGAUCUGGAUCAUGGUGCUGGUUUACUAGAUCAGACAGGCAGUUUUUGUUAAUAAUAUCUGUUGAUUUCAUGAAUUCUUGUGUGCAUGUCAAAAUCCAAUGAUAUGUUAUUGUGCAUUUGCUCUGUAUGUACAGAAAAGCAAGCAAAAAGUAAAACCCUGGCAUCAAAGAGCUCAGAAUCUGAAGCUAAGUAGCAAAGAAGGGGACAACUGCAGUGUGGUGGGAUGAAUAUGGGAGCUCAGGAUAUGUUUUUAUUCUUCAUUGUUUUAUUUGUUUCAAUUUUUGUAAACUUGAAAUUGGUCAUAAAUGGAGGUAUAUGAAUGCUGUAAAUAAAUAUAAAAUAAACAUUCUGUUCAGUAUGGGCUCAAGACUGCAAGAGAUUUAAGCCAAAGUCUUUAAUAAUAGGGGGUAAGGGGGUUGUGUAAUUUUUAAUUAUGUAUGUAUGUAUGUAUGCUAUAAGUUGUUGAUGUGUUUUUAUUGUUGUAACCCGCCUUGAUCCUUUUGGGAGAGGUGGCUAUAAAUAUUAUUAUUAUUAUUA